Molecule: messenger RNA, 1147 nt
Organism: Periophthalmus magnuspinnatus
Lineage: Eukaryota; Metazoa; Chordata; Actinopteri; Gobiiformes; Gobiidae
Gene: srsf3a
Product: serine and arginine rich splicing factor 3a
Exons: 7
Coding region: 200-706 (168 amino acids)
Biological process (GO): mRNA splicing, via spliceosome
Cellular component (GO): nuclear speck
Molecular function (GO): RNA binding
Source: RefSeq, a predicted model, not a curated record
UACUCCUGUACAGUAGGUGGGGCACUAAGACCGAGAAAUACUCGAAAUCCUUCUCGGCCCCCUCCCUGUGACGCAAAUUGUGCUAGCUCCAGAUGCUAACACCUGAGGGACAUCUACGCGUGGUCGUGCUGUAAAGUCUGCUGGCCACAAAUAAGGAAAUCAUUGUUUGAUUUUUAUCAAGAAUAAUCUGAUCCACAAAAUGGGAGAUCCUGCUCUCCACAGAGACUGUCCCCUUGACUGCAAGGUUUAUGUUGGAAAUUUGGGAAACAAUGGAAACAAGACUGAACUUGAGAGAGCGUUUGGGUACUAUGGUCCUCUGAGAAGUGUGUGGGUCGCCAGGAAUCCUCCCGGCUUUGCUUUUGUAGAGUUUGAAGAUCCCAGAGAUGCUUCUGAUGCUGUGCGGGAACUGGAUGGGAGGACCAUGUGUGGCUGUCGUGUGCGUGUAGAGUUGUCCACUGGAGAGAAGCGUUCGAGGAGUCGUGCCCCACCUCCGUCCUGGGGCAGGCGCCCUCGGGAUGACUUCAGGAGGCGGAGUCCUCCAGUCAGGCGUCGAUCACCGAGGAGGAGGAGCGGCAGUCGCAGCCGUAGUCGGUCUCUGUCAAGGGAAAGGCGCAGAUAUCGUUCUCUGUCGAGGGAAAAGCCCCGCAAGCGCUCGAGGUCUCUCUCUAGGUCCAGAAGUCGUUCCAGGUCUUUUGAGAGGAAAUGAAGAUGUGUUCUAUCUGCUGGAUUGUGCUAUGUUCAAAAAAGUUUCAUUUGGUAUUUUAGUUUUCUUCACUUUUUUAAAUACUACAACACAAUGUUGUUCAUAAUAUACAAUCCCUUAUCUUGACAAAAAGAAAGGCUUGGGUAUGCAGAAACUGGAUGUCAGACAGUGCAUGUUGUGACUCGGAUACUAUUUUACAUCUUUUUUAACUGUUCAAUAAAGCUUUUGUAAAGUUUUGAUUUUUAUGUUGCUUUGUUUAUGUUUACUCCUGUUACUGGUUGUUGGUUUAGAUAAAGACGUCUGGACAUACUGUACAUUUUUGGUCUGUUGUUUACAGGUUUCUCAGAAAGACUCUUUUAUCCACUUUAUGUACAUUUUCAAAAUGAUGGUUGAAGAAUCAAUUCCCAUGUAGCCACUUUGUCAAUAAAUGGCUUUCAAAUGUGA